UGAAAGCUUUGUUUUCAUGAAAGCUUUGUUGUGUACUCAUAUCCAAAUACAGGUAUUCCAAAACCUUAAACAUGCAAGAUGUCUCUGGUCCUAGACGGCCCUUGUGGUCAUUUUAAACUCUUCAGAUUCUAUGAAUCCCACCAGCUUUUUAGAGGUUUUGUAGUUGAAUGGUUUAUGUUCAUCAUUUUAUUCCAGGUAGCAAUUUGAAUGUUGGACUAUGACUCUGAAGAGCCGAGUUUGAUUCCCAUCUCUGUCAUGAAACCCAUCUGGUAACCCUGGGCAAGUCACACUCUCUCAACCUCAGAGGAUGGCAAUGGCAAACCCCCUCUGAAGAAACAUGCCAAGAAAACCCUGUGAUAAGUUUACCUUCAGGGUGGCCAUAAAAUGGAAACGACUUAAAGGGAAACAACACACGCAACAUUUUUCAUGUUGCUAAGUGAAGAUGUCAUCCUUUGCGGAGGAUAAGGUGAAAAAGUACAUCAAGGGUAACUUGACAAAGUUCUACCGCAUUCGAGUGGCUCAGAUGAUCUGCCUCCCGUGCUUCACGGACACCGACAGGCAAGAGAUAAGCGCCUACUACAGCAGACAUGGGAACAAUUUAGCCGUGUUUGAGUUCUUUGAACGCCUGCAAAGCAGAGAAGGCUGGUUGCAAGUACUCAUAGAUGCCCUCCGGGAAGACAACUUAGGAGACUUAGCCGAUGACCUCCAGCGCGUUUAUAAUAUGUAUCAGCCCCGUAAUGCUCUAUCAAAUUCUUCAUCUCCUGUUGUGAAUAGUCCUCCUUCGAGAGAAUUGGGUGCCUUUGGGAUCAGUCUGCCUUCUUCUGCUGAACAAAAUCCAUCGCCUCCAUUUAAUAUUCAGAGUUCUAGGGAAGCCCGGCCUUCUGCCUACUUGCCUCCUAAGUCUCCAGGAUUUGCAUCCUCAACCAGAAAGCCAGACUUACCUGCAAUGAGCGAUUAUCACCGUCCUGUUCAGGAAACUGACUUUCCAUCUCAGAACAGCGAGAUCUCAGCAGAACCAAAGGUUAGACACAGUGCCACAAAUCUGGACUCUUCUCCAUCACCCAAAAGCAUUGCAGCCUCGCCAUUUAAUCCCAGAGUGGCAGCUGAGGAGGAGAAGCCUUCUAAUUCCCAAGGCCCCUCUGCAACUAGUGGCUCUCCUGUGGUUUUGAUACAGGACCACCUUGGAGAGGUGCCUGGCACUCCUGCACCAGUGGCCUCAAGAUCUGACUUCAGCAGUGUGGCUCCAAAAUGGGGCAACCCUCAGCCACGCCCCGUCUUUGUGAAAUCUGGCUAUUUUGGGAACAUGAGUCGCAUGGCUGGAGAUACUGGUGCAUCCCCAACCCCAGUUGCCCAUCUUGGCACCAAGACAUCUGGAAAUCAGCCAGUGGAGGAUCAUUAUUCAUCUGCAGACAACGUCCCAGCAGCAGCUCCAAAGAGGCAAGAUGACUCACAGAAGGAAGAGCAACUGGGAGCAUGGAAGACCCAGAUCCAAUGGGGGUAUCAGAAGAAGCGGGCGUUGGGUGAUCCUGUAGAAUCAGACAGCAGCGCCACCUCCAGCUUGCAAAGACAGUUGGGCGUAGAACAAGGAGCCCCGAAUCAGUGGAAGAAUAGUCCAAUUGUUACAGAGAAAAAUGUUGGAACAACAUCAGAAGCUUCCCCAGUGCUCAGUAGAACUCAUAAUUCUUGGGAAAGAGGUGGCCAUGUCCCCACAAACACCGCUUCCAGGGGCCAUUCCAGUGUUCCUCGGUUUGGCAGCACUCAUUCCAACCAUUCUCAGCAACCCUGGAGCCCAACAGAAAACGCCUACGUUUCCCCAAAUCCCACCACUCUGCUUCCAUGGCAGAGACGGCCUCCUCUUCCCGACUUUGAAGGUUUCUCUUCCACUGAUGUAAUCCCACCUAACUCACACAUGGAGCCUUCCUCUGCUUCAAGUAGAGGGGACUUGGAGGAUCUAAAGUCUCCCAUUCAAGAAGAAAAAUGGCCUGUUGGAAGGCUGGAUGACUCACACACUUCUGCAUUGGUGCAAGAGACGGUGUCUGUAACCCAGCCUCCAGACAUUGCGGAUGGGAGCACAAUGAAUUCAAGGAUGAGGAGGAAUGGUUCUUCCCGGAACGACCGUGUCUUUUAUAGUAGUCAUGAUGAUGACGGUCCAUGCAAACCUGGAGUCCUAACUUCAUGCCUGGAUGCGAGUUCUCUUGGGCAACUCCAGAGUGGCCAAGAGACAGAUCCAGAAUAUUCUGGCAGAUCGGACAGACUUUGUUUCAGCUCUGAGUUCUCUUUAAACGGAGACCCUUUAAUGCCGAGUGAUCCUAGCCAGAAUGGACAGCCUGAAGAGAAGUCCUCUGGCUCAGCUGUAGGUAUUGUUUUGGGAAAAACUGGGAUGGGUGAAGGAGACAGUGCAUCCUUUCAGGCCAUGAAUGACAACCAAGAUGUCAGUGGGUCCAUCAGGACCUUCGAGUUGCGGGUGAAGGAAGACGCCAGCAUCAAUCUUGCUGGUGCGCCCAAUACAAUUGGCUAUCAAGAACUCCAGCCAAACCAAUCUCCAGGUGCCUUCCCUCAUUCAGCAACAGGGCAUCCAUCAAGCAUGCCUACUGAUCCCCACUCUGAGGAUUCCCACCAAAACCAAAAAACCGAUGGAACACCCCCAUGGAUUCCAAGUGAUUAUACAUUACUCCUUGUUGGAUUUGUUCUGGCAUCUGUGGCAGGCAUAGCUUUUAUACUGUAUAAGAAGAAGUAGGAGUUUGGGUAUUAGAAAUUGGUCAUCCAUCUACUGCAUAGCCAAAUAUUAGAACACCUUCCCUUCCCACCUGUGCCUUCAAAUUAUACCAUGUGGGGGGAAAUGUUUCCUUUUGAUAUCCUUUCUUCAGAUCUUUGCAUGAUGCUCACGGCAAUUGAUAACUCUGCUGCGCUCACAAGUUGCCUUGUAUGUUUCCCUUGGUCCACCUUAUUUCUCAAAAACUUUGAUUGAGACAGGUAGUAUUUGGUAAUUGGAAAUUAAAUCUAUAGCUGGAUAUAUCACCCUUUCAGCACACACA
Messenger RNA from Sceloporus undulatus (fence lizard), 3035 nucleotides. It is a transcript of the gene MAVS, whose product is annotated as mitochondrial antiviral signaling protein. Bases 443 to 2737 code for a protein of 764 amino acids. The transcript has 7 exons. The record is from RefSeq and is a predicted model, not a curated record. Lineage: Eukaryota; Metazoa; Chordata; Lepidosauria; Squamata; Phrynosomatidae.